AUGGAGAACCAGAAGGCAAUAAGCCUCUUCCUGUCUCUUUUCAUCCUCCUCUCAUCAUCUAUCUUCCUUGCUCAAGCCCUAGCUCCUCCUGCUGGAGCCAUAGACAGGACUGUAAAGCAACAAAUCCUGGCAAGCCUCCUUCCAGAACAUAAUGGAACAAGCCCAACAACACUAGUAUCUUCUGGUCCAUCUCAACGAUUCUUAACUUCACCUUCAGGGAAUUACGCCGCCUACCUCCUGCGCAGGCCAACCAUGCUCGGCGCCGGAGGCUUUGGCAAUGAUUUCUGUUACAUCCAAGUCCAGGAAGCAGGGCAGAGUGUGUGGGAAUCGGAUUGUACUCCAGUAAGCAGUGAAAACAUGUGCAGCCUAGUGUUUGACGACCAGGGUCUUGAGAUCUUUGAUGGUAGCACUUCUAUGUGGAACACAAAUGCUGAUGCUGAUAACUUCCUUCAGACGUUGGAGUUGGUGGACAGUGGUGACAUGCGGUUGAUAGACAAGGAUGGGAAUUUGGCAUGGAGGGCCAGCGACAACCCUCAAGCCAAUCAGAACUGUGGGUCGAUGGGUUCUCCUGGAUUGGCUCCUGAGACUCCUCCAUUUGCAAAGCCUUUUGAAAAUAAUGGUCCAUUUGGGCAGCCUGCGCCGCCCAGCGGAGGACAGCUGGUCCCAGUCCCAGUGGUUCUGGGACCUGUUGGUGGAGUUCCUCCACUUCCAGUACCAGUGGGUCUGGGACCUUUGGGUGGAGUUCCUCUGCCACAGGCACCAGAAGGGCAUGUGGCUUAUGAACAACCACCUCAACAUCCACUAAAUCAGCCUAUCUCAGGGGCAUUUAACCAGCCAUUCUCUUCUGUGAAUCAACCACAGCCUUUUGGUGGGGCGGGUAAUUACCAGCAGCAACCCCUCGUGGACAAUAAUCCUUUCGAUAGUGGGUCUUCAAGGGAAUCGUCAUUCAAGUUUGGAGAUGUUUUGGUUUUUCUAGUAACUCUGCUCGCUUACUUUGGUUUCCUCCUAUGA
This is a messenger RNA of Macadamia integrifolia, 1011 nucleotides long. RefSeq lists its product as uncharacterized. The transcript has a single exon. The record is from RefSeq and is a predicted model, not a curated record. Bases 1 to 1011 code for a protein of 336 amino acids. NCBI's taxonomy places the organism in Eukaryota, Viridiplantae, Streptophyta, Magnoliopsida, Proteales, Proteaceae.